AAUGACUUAGUCUUCAAUGACUUGGUUUGAAAUGAAAAAAAGAGGGGACCAAGGUUAUUUAACCAAUGUUUAACACUGGUUAAAUAACCUUGGUCCGACCCAUGUCAUUGGUCUGAAAGGGGUUCUUGUGACCUUUGUUCUUGCAGUAUCUGUAUUUGUCAUUCAUUCAAUCUACCUGCUUGUCAGUGUGUUCCAUAAUAGUUGAACGCCAUGGUUCUGAACAUCCCUGGUGUGGUUGUGGUGGUGCUGUUCUACAUCCUUAUUCUGGGAACAGGAGUGUGGGCUGCCCAAAGGUCCAGAAAGGCUGAGAAGAAGAGCCAUGGAAACAGGACCGAAGUGGUGCUCCUCGGAGGCAGAAAUAUCAGCUUGGCUGUUGGGAUUUUCACCAUGACUGCUACAUGGGUUGGUGGUGGUUUUAUCCUGGGUGUGGCAGAGGCGGUGUCCUCUCCUAAAAUGGGUUUAAUAUGGGCCCUUAUGCCCAUACAAUACUCAGUGUCAUUCAUAAUAGGUGGUCUUUUCUUUGCCAAGCCAAUGAGGGACAAGAGGUAUAUUACCAUGAUGGACCCAUUCCAGAUAAAGUAUGGCAAAGUACUGAGUGGUGCUCUGGUGCUGCCUGCUCUACUGGCAGAUGUGCUGUGGGUGUCUUGCACCCUGCUUGGCUUGGGAGCGACGAUGAGCGUGAUACUGGACUUGCCUUACUCCUACUCUGCAUGGAUCUCAUCAGCCGUGGCCAUCAUCUACACUUUGUUAGGAGGCCUUUAUUCAGUGGCCUACACUGACAUCAUCCAGCUCUCUCUAGUGUUCUUCAGUCUGUGGUUGUGUAUCCCUUUCCUUCUGCUCAACCCCAAUUCUACAAACAUCGCCCAGACAGCUUUUAACUAUACAUUCCAAGAACCCUGGGUCGGCACUCUGGAGUGGGACGACGCCUGGAGGUGGAUUGAUGACUUCUUGAUGCUGGGUCUCGGUAGUCUUUCAUUUCAGUCCUUCCACCAGAGGACGCUGUCUGCCUCCUCAUCGGUAACAGCUCAGAUGACCUGCUACGCUGCUGCAAUUGUCAUUGCCAUACUGGGAAUCCCCCCUGUCUUAGUUGGAGCUGUUGCCGCUUCCACAGACUGGAACCAGACACUCUACGGUUCUCCAGCUCCAUAUAUGCGCGGUGACCAGAGUUUGGUCCUGCCUCUGACCCUACAAUACCUCACUCCUUCUUACAUUUCAAUCAUCGGAAUCGGAGCUGUGGCUGCUGCAGUUAUGUCAUCCAUGGACUCUGCCCUGUUGUCUGCAACCUCUGUUUUCUCUUCAAACAUCUACAAAAAUAUCCUGCGUAAAAAGGCAUCAGACCAUGAAAUGAAGUGGGUGAUGCGGAUCACAGUGGUCGUUGUGGGUCUGGCUGGGACUUCCAUAACAUUCUACACCAACAGCACCCUGGUCCUCUGGAUUCUUGGAGCAGAUGUAUCCUAUACCCUUAUAUUCCCCCAUUUGGUCUCUGUGCUCUUCUUUAAAGUAACAAAUGGCUACGGUGCCACAGCGGGUUAUGUCGUAGGGCUGACUGUAAGGAUUUUGUUGGGAGAAAGUGCUGUAGGUCUUCCUGUCAUUCUUCAGCUUCCAGGUUGCACAUUGGAAGAUGGCAUCUAUGUCCAGAAAUCCCCCAUCAGGACAAUUUCCAUGCUCUGCACUUUGGUAACCAUCUUGGUUUUUUCCUUUCUGACUUUUUUCACAUUCAACCAUGGCCUGUUGCCUGAGAGGUGGGACGUUUUCAAAGUAAAACGUAAUGUGACUGUGUCACCAGUGGAUGCCGUCACACAGAACCUCAAAGAGGAAGCUGGAAGUAAGACAGAAUGUGACGAAACCAGACAAGGAGUUGCGUUACAGCCAAUGUUGCAGAAUGCUUUGUAACCAUUUGUUUUUCCUUUUGUUGCCGGCCUUCAUUCAAUUAUGAUCUUAACAAUUGUGUAUAGAAACUGUGAGUUAUAGUUGUCUUAUUUUAACCUGCCUAACAAACUUCCAAUGGUUGCAAAUGAGGUAUUUCACAUUCCUUAAC
Scomber japonicus (chub mackerel) is the source of this 2038-nucleotide messenger RNA. Its product is annotated as high-affinity choline transporter 1-like. Bases 211 to 1893 code for a protein of 560 amino acids. Gene Ontology annotation, cellular component: plasma membrane. Gene Ontology annotation, biological process: acetylcholine biosynthetic process; transmembrane transport; choline transport. The record is from RefSeq and is a predicted model, not a curated record. The transcript has 8 exons. NCBI's taxonomy places the organism in Eukaryota, Metazoa, Chordata, Actinopteri, Scombriformes, Scombridae. Gene Ontology annotation, molecular function: choline:sodium symporter activity.